Messenger RNA from Heterobilharzia americana, 603 nucleotides. The record is from the annotation of a GenBank genome assembly. Lineage: Eukaryota; Metazoa; Platyhelminthes; Trematoda; Strigeidida; Schistosomatidae.
AGAGCUCUGAGGUUACGCGGUCUCAGGAAGUUACGGGGAUAUACGAGGCUGGAUAUCUAACAGUUGACAGCAGCAGAAAAGCGUUCUGGUUAAUUCAGGAAAGAACGGAUGCACUCGUAUUCGGAUGGUCGCCAUUUCUCCAAAAGAAUAUCAGGAAGCUGGUUUUGGAACAGGAUAUCCCACUUGCCUUUGAUCCUUCCACCACUGUCAGUGGGGAAUCCAGUGGAGUUUUAGAGGUUAUUGGAACAGCCUGUGAAUCCUCAAAGUUCAAUAUUGUAGGCAAAGAUCCUGGCUUCUUCUAUGAUUCAGUUGUUGAAACGCGUAACCUACUGUACAAACGUGUUCCAAGGAUACAGAAUGUGCAGGUGGCGGAGAAAUCAAGCAGAAGUUCACGUGUAACCUGGCAGCAAGAAACAUCUUCUUGUGGCAACAAUGAUCCUGUACUGAUAUUCAAGGGAUCGUCGAACCAACCACUCGAGAUGCAUUUCGUAGAAAAGAAUAAGAAAGAAUUUUAUCUGGAUGAAAUAAGAGGAGAGGAAGGCGAGGAGGGAAAGCUUAUUCUAACCGUUCAACAUGGGAGCUUGUUCGCUUUGCCGACACUAG